Molecule: messenger RNA, 10602 nt
Organism: Hyla sarda
Lineage: Eukaryota; Metazoa; Chordata; Amphibia; Anura; Hylidae
Gene: ABCA1
Product: ATP binding cassette subfamily A member 1
Exons: 51
Coding region: 317-7261 (2314 amino acids)
Biological process (GO): lipid transport; transmembrane transport
Cellular component (GO): membrane; intracellular membrane-bounded organelle
Molecular function (GO): lipid carrier activity; ATP hydrolysis activity; ATP binding
Source: RefSeq, a predicted model, not a curated record
GCUCCGUCUAUAAAAGGAACUCCUCCAUAUAAACCUUACAUCGCCGCUGCUUUUUUUUUUUUCUUUUCUCUGUAAGACAGAGAGGGGGAGAUAGUGUGCCGGCAGGGGAUGCUGACAGGACACAUCGAGUCAGUGCACGCCAGGGAGAGCAUCACAUCUGUUCUGUCCGGACUGGAGGCUUCUCUGAGGGGCUGCAGCUCAGGGGCUUUCUUCUGAGGGGCCAUCAGGACUGGGGACAAGUUAAUGAGCAACCUAAAGUCUCUGGUACUGCGACAACUUCUGCCCAAGCUGCAGAGGUGAGGCAGUGUGGACUCUCAUGGAGAAGAUGUCGUACUGUACUCAACUAGGACUUCUACUCUGGAAGAAUUUCACCUACCGGCGGAGGCAAACUUUGCAGCUGCUGGUUGAAAUCGCUUGGCCUCUCUUCAUCUUCUUUAUUCUGAUAUCUGUACGACUUUCAUAUCCACCUUAUGAACAACAUGAAUGCCAUUUCCCGAACAAAGCGAUGCCAUCUGCCGGAGCUUUACCAUGGGUACAGGGAAUUAUUUGCAAUGCUAAUAAUCCAUGUUUUCGAUACCCAACUCCAGGAGAGUCACCAGGAGUUGUUGGAAAUUUCAAUAGGUCCAUAGUUUCUCGGUUGUUUUCUGAUGCAAGGCAGUUACUGCUAUACAGUCAAAAAGACACAAGUGGGAAGGACUUGCACAAGUUCUUGGCGAGUUUGCAUAGAUUCCGGGGUACAGGUAUGAAACUUAGGGAUUGCUUGAUGGAUAAUGAGAAAUUCACAACGUUCCUACAACAGAACAUAAGUAUGCCUUCCAUUGUGGUCGAGGAAAUACUGAAUGCUGACCUCAAAGUGGAGCAGGUCCUGAUAUCCGGGUUUCAGAUACGCUUAAAAGACUUGUGCAAUACCUCUAGAUUGGAGGAGUAUGUGACCAUUCACAAUGAAGAAGUGGCAAAAUUCAGCCAGUCAGUCAUAUGUGCACUUCCAGAAGACAAGCUCAACCUUUUGGAGCACCAGUUCCGUUCCAACAUUGACCUUCUAAAGCCCAUCACUAAAGAAAUGUCAUCAAAGACUUUCCCGGCGCUAAGAGAGGUUACAGAAAACCUACUACACAGCAUGGGACAACUUGCAAAGGAAGUUAUUACUAUGAAGAGUUGGUCAGACAUGAGGCAGGAGGUUAUGUUCCUGACCAGCCAGAACUCUACAGCUUCACCAACCUCCUUAUAUCAAGCUGUGUCCCGAAUUGUUUGUGGUCAUCCUGAGGGAGGGGGUCUAAAGAUCAAGUCCCUCAACUGGUAUGAGGAUAACAACUAUAAGGCACUAUUUGGAGGAAAUGAAGGAGGGGAGAACGGCACGGAGGAAGAGUCAUCAGCUGUCUAUGACAAUUCUACAACUCCAUAUUGCAAUGACCUGAUGAUGACCCUAGAGUCCAGCCCCCUCUACAGAAUGAUCUGGAGGGCACUGAAACCUUUACUUGUUGGCAAAAUCCUCUAUACCCCAAGCACCCCGGCCACACGCAUGUUAAUGUCUGAGGUUAAUAAAACUUUCCAAGAAUUGGGAGUAUUUCGAGAUCUUGGAGCAAUGUGGGAAGAGAUUCGGCCACAGAUUAAAACUUUCCUGGAAAGCAGCAAAGAGAUGGAUCUUGUUAGGACUCUACUGACCAACAAGGGCAGCAAACAUUUCCUGGAUCGCCAACUAAAUUCUACAGGGUGGACAUCAGAAGACAUUGCAAGGUUUCUGGCCAAAGAAUCAGAAAUACAGGCUGAGAGUGAAACAUUGUAUACCUGGAGAGAGGCACUCAAUGAGACUGACCGUGUGGUGCUGACCAUGUCACGGUUCAUGGAGUGUGUCAAUCUAGACAAGUUAGAACCAGUGGACAAUGAAGAAAGUCUUAUUGACAAGUCCUUGGAGCUUCUAAAUGAGAGAAAGUUCUGGGCAGGAGUAGUUUUUGUGGACUUGCCGGAAGAUGAUACUGUACUACCUCAGCACAUAAAGUAUAAAAUCCGAAUGGACAUUGAUAAUGUAGAGAGAACCAACAAGAUUAAGGAUGGUUACUGGGAUCCUGGUCCUCGUGCUGAUCCAUUUGAAGACAUGCGCUACAUCUGGGGUGGAUUUGCUUAUCUACAAGACGUUGUUGAACAGGCAAUUAUUAGAGUACAGACUGGUACUGAGAAGAGGACUGGAGUAUAUGUUCAGCAGAUGCCAUAUCCUUGUUAUGUAGAUGACAUAUUUUUACGUGUCAUGAGUCGGUCCCUUCCUUUGUUCAUGACAUUAGCUUGGAUCUAUUCUGUUGCUGUAAUAAUUAAGGGAAUUGUAUAUGAAAAAGAGGCUCGUCUAAAAGAGACCAUGAGAAUCAUGGGGCUGGACAAUGGCAUCCUGUGGCUCAGUUGGUUUAUUAGCAGCCUCAUCCCACUUCUUAUGAGUGCUGGCCUGCUGGUGCUGAUCCUUAAGACUGGAAACUUACUGCCUUACAGUGAUCCAAGUGUGGUAUUUGUCUUCUUAUCUGUCUUUGGAGUGGUGACCAUCUCACAGUGUUUUCUGAUAAGCACCAUAUUCUCCAGAGCCAACUUGGCAGCAGCCUGUGGUGGCAUCAUUUAUUUUACACUUUACCUACCCUAUGUACUUUGUGUUGCGUGGCAGGACUAUGUGGGCUUCAGUCUCAAGAUUUUUGCUAGCUUUUUGUCACCUGUUGCAUUUGGAUUUGGUUGUGAAGUUUUUGCACUUUUUGAGGAGCAAGGAGUUGGUGUACAGUGGAGCAAUCUCUUAGAUAGCCCUCUUCAAGAAGAUGGGUACAGUCUUACUACCUCGGCCUUGAUGAUGCUAUUUGAUACGCUUUUGUAUGGGGUGAUGACUUGGUAUAUCGAAGCCGUUUUUCCAGGCCAGUAUGGAAUUCCAAGAUGUUGGUAUUUCCCAUUCACAAAGUCUUAUUGGUGUGGAGAAGAACCACAACUGAUACAUCACCCCAGUUCUUUACAGAAGGAAUCAUCUGAAGUUUGCAUGGAGGAAGAACCCAGCCAUCUUACACUAGGAGUCUCCAUUCAGAAUCUAAUAAAAAUUUACAGAAAUGGUAAAAAAGUGGCAGUGGAUGGCUUGUCACUAAGCUUCUAUGAAGGACAGAUCACUUCAUUUCUGGGACAUAAUGGAGCUGGGAAAACUACAACUAUGUCCAUAUUGACAGGCUUGUUCCCACCAACCUCUGGAACUGCCUACAUCAUGGGGAAAGACAUCCGCACUGAACUCAGCUCUAUCAGACAGAAUUUGGGAGUUUGUCCUCAACAUAAUGUCCUGUUUGACAUGCUCACUGUUGAAGAACACAUCUGGUUUUAUGCACGACUGAAAGGGCUUUCAGAGGAAAAGGUGAAAACAGAGAUGGAACAGAUGAUAAAUGAUGUUGGCCUCCCCAAUAAGAAAAAAUCAAAGACAAGUCAACUGUCAGGUGGUAUGCAGAGAAAACUCUCCGUAGCCCUGGCUUUUGUUGGUGGAUCAAAGGUUGUCAUUCUCGAUGAGCCCACAGCUGGGGUUGACCCCUAUUCAAGGAGAGGCAUUUGGGAGCUGCUACUAAAAUACAGACAAGGAAGGACAAUUAUCCUUUCCACACAUCACAUGGAUGAGGCUGACAUCCUUGGAGACCGCAUUGCUAUAAUCUCACAAGGCAAAUUGUGCUGUGUAGGAUCUUCUCUGUUCCUAAAGAACCAACUAGGAACUGGCUACUACCUUACAUUAGUGAAGAGGGACACCGACUCCUCUCUUAGCUCCUGCAGAAACAGCAGCAGUACAAUGUCAUACCUGAAAAAGGAAAGUGGCAGAUCAGCUCUUGUUUGCAAACAGAAUAGGAGCUUGAUGCUGGCAACGCCAACAGGAGCGGGGACCACAGCAGCGGUGAUUAUUAAAAAUAGCAAACAUACCCCGGAUCGGAAGAAAGAGACCAAGAAUAGGGAGGACAGUGUGUCUCAGAGCAGUUCUGAUGCUGGACUGGGCAGUGACCAUGAAAGUGACACUUUGACAAUAGAUGUCUCUGCCAUCUCAAACCUCAUUCAUAAACAUGUGCCUGAAGCACGAUUUGUUGAAGAUAUUGGACAUGAACUUACCUAUGUCUUGCCUUAUGAGGCCGCUAAAGAGGGAGCAUUUGUUGAGCUUUUCCAUGAAAUAGAUGAUCGCUUAAUUGACCUUGGCAUCUCAAGUUAUGGCGUCUCAGAUACCACUCUUGAGGAGAUAUUCCUAAAAGUGGCCAAUGACACAGGUGUGGAUGCAGAGACAUCAGAUGGAACACUACCUGCUAGGAGGAAAAGAUAUGCUUUUGGAGACCACCAGAGCUGCCUACGGCCUUUCACAGAAGAUGACAAUUUGGAAACCAAUGACUCUGAUUUGGAUCCAGAAUCACGGGAGACAGAUUUUCUGAGUGGCGUAAAUGGAAAAGGGUCCUACCAAAUGAAAAGCUGGAGUCUGAUGAGGCAGCAGUUUACAGCCUUACUUUGGAAGAGGCUACUCUACGCCAAGCGCAGUAGAAAGGGCUUCUUCGCACAAAUUGUGUUGCCAGCAGUUUUUGUACUUAUUGCACUGUUGUUUAGCCUUAUUGUGCCACCAUUUGGAAAAUACCCCAGCCUUGAGAUUGAGCCCUGGAUGUAUGAUGAACAAUAUACCUUUUUUAGCAAUGAUGCCCCAGAAGACUCGGACACUCAAGCUCUUUUAAGAGCUUUAAUCGUAAAGCCAGGCUUUGGAACAGCAUGCAUGGAUGGAUAUUCUAUUCCGGGUGUUCCCUGCUCAGGAGAGGACGAAGUUUGGAGAACUCAGUUUAUCUCACAGGCUGUGGAAGACCUUUUUCUAAAUGGUAAUUGGUCAAUGGAAAACCCUUCUCCUGCCUGUGAAUGCAGCAGUGAAAAUGUAAAGAAGAUGCUGCCAGUGUGUCCGCCAGGGGCCGGUGGCCUACCACCUUUUCAGAAAAAACAAAACACUUCAGACAUCCUACAAGAUCUUACAGGAAGAAACAUAUCAGAUUAUCUAGUAAAGACGUAUGCCCAGAUUAUUGGAAAAAGCUUAAAGAAUAAGAUCUUUGUGAAUGAGUUUAGGUAUGGUGGUUUCUCCUUGGGUGCAAGCAGCUCCCCGGGAUUACCAAAAAGUGAAGAUAUUUUGGCUUCCAUUAAACACAUCAAGAAACAAUUGGACAUAGCAAAGAAUGGGGCUGCUAACCGCUUUCUUGACAGCUUUGGGGCAUUUAUGAAAGGGCUUGAUACAAACGAUAAUGUAAAGGUGUGGUUUAACAAUAAAGGCUGGCAUGCUGUUGGGGCUUUCCUAAAUGUGAUGAACAAUGCCAUCCUCCGCGCUAGACUUCCUGAGGGAAAGGAUCCUGCCAAAUUUGGGAUUACAGCCUUCAACCAUCCUUUAAACCUCACCAAAGAACAACUAUCUGAGGUUGCACUGAUGACCACAUCGGUGGAUGUCUUGGUAUCCAUCUGCGUUAUUUUUGCCAUGUCAUUCGUGCCAGCCAGCUUUGUAGUUUUCCUGAUCCAGGAGAGAGUGAGCAAAGCCAAACAUUUGCAGUGUAUUAGUGGAGUGAAGCCUGUGAUCUACUGGCUGGCCAACUUUGUGUGGGAUAUGUGUAACUAUAUUGUGCCAGCAACAUUGGUCAUAAUAAUAUUCAUCUGCUUCCAGCAGGACUCCUAUGUAUCUUCUUCUAACUUACCAGUGCUUGCACUUUUACUUUUGUUGUAUGGGUGGUCCAUAACUCCUCUGAUGUACCCAGCUUCCUUCCUUUUUAAGAUACCCAGCACAGCCUAUGUGGUGUUAACAAGUGUUAAUCUUUUCAUUGGGAUCAAUGGCAGCGUGGCCACAUUUGUACUUGAACUUUUUACAAAUAAUAAACUGAACAACAUCAAUGAUAUUUUGAAAUCGGUGCUGCUUAUAUUUCCUCAUUUCUGUCUGGGAAGAGGUCUGAUUGAUAUGGUCAAGAAUCAGGCCAUGGCCGACGCUUUAGAAAGAUUUGGAGAAAAUCGCUUUGUCUCUCCUAUGUCCUGGGAUCUGGUUGGGAGAAAUCUUUUUGCCAUGGCUGUAGAAGGAGUGGUGUUCUUUGUUAUAACUCUGUUGAUUCAGUAUCGCUUUUUCAUCAAUCCAAGGCCAGUGACUGCAAAGCUUCCUCCAGUAAUUGAUGAGGAUGAAGACGUGGCAAGGGAGCGGCAGCGAAUAAUGAAUGAAGGGGGUCGAAGUGACAUCUUAGAAGUCAAAGGACUGACAAAGAUCUACAGAAUGAAAAGAAAGCCAGCUGUUGAUAGACUGUGUGUGGGAAUACCCCCAGGAGAGUGUUUUGGCCUGCUGGGCGUUAAUGGUGCCGGUAAGACUACCACAUUCAAAAUGCUCACUGGAGAUACAGAUGUGACUGCUGGGGAAGCCUUUCUGAAGGGAAACAGUAUCUUGUCUAAUAUUCACGAAGUCCAUCAGAAUAUGGGGUACUGUCCUCAGUUUGAUGCCAUCAAUGAACUAUUGACAGGCCGGGAGCAUCUGGAGUUAUAUGCCCUUUUGCGUGGAGUGCCUGAAAAGGAAGUUUGCAAGGUUGCUGAAUGGGCUGUGCGAAAACUAGGCUUAGUGAAAUACUCAGACAGAUGCGCAGGAGGCUAUAGUGGAGGAAACAGGCGUAAAUUAUCUACAGCUAUUGCCCUAAUAGGAGGACCGCCAGUAGUCUUUCUGGAUGAACCAACCACAGGAAUGGAUCCUAAAGCAAGACGCUUCUUAUGGAACUGUGCCCUGAGUGUUGUUAAAGAAGGAAGAUCCGUCGUGCUAACUUCACACAGUAUGGAAGAAUGUGAAGCUCUCUGCACAAGAAUGGCUAUUAUGGUGAAUGGCAGAUUCAGAUGUCUGGGGAGUGUUCAGCAUCUAAAGAAUAAGUUUGGCGAUGGGUAUACCAUUAUAGUAAGAAUAUCAGGGUCGAACCCAGAUUUGAAGCCCGUGGAGGAGUUUUUCAGCCAUGCUUUCCCAGGGAGCGUAUUAAAAGAGAAACAUAGAGGAAUGUUGCAGUACCAGCUGCGCUCUUCACAAUCCUCCUUGGCCAGGAUCUUCAGCAUCCUUUCCAAGAACAAGAAAAAACUUCACAUUGAAGAUUAUUCAGUGUCUCAGACCACUCUUGACCAAGUGUUUGUUAACUUUGCCAAGGACCAAAGUGACGAUGAUCUUUUGAAGGACUUGUCAUUACACAAAAACCAGACUGUAGUAGAUAUGAACGCCCUUACAUCUUUUCUUGAGGACGAGAAGGUGAAAGAAAGCUACGUGUGACAAGCCAAACUGGAGAAAUCUGGAGGAUAUGUAUGAAAAGCCUUCCUUGGCAGCAACUGGGACAUAAAUGCCAGAGAAUCGGGUCUCUAGGACCAGAGCAGGGAGGCAUCAUAAACUGGACAGCUACCACUCAAUGCAAUGCAAAUCAAUGCAAUGACAGACACAAUUCCAUAACAGAGGCCGUGCCUCUAGUGUUGCCUUGUUGUACUGUACGCAAGUAGAAGACUUGAACAUAGAGGCCAACAGUAUGACAAUGUGAAUCUCUAGUGUUGGCCCCACUGGAUCUUGCUCGAAAGUGGGGUUUGAAACAAAAGCUGUUAUGUACAAUGUAAAUUUUGUAUUGUUUAUUGUAUUCUUUUCCAGGAUCGCAACAAUAUUACCACUGACAAAUCAUGACUAGUAACUAUUUAUUAAUUGUUAGGGCAUCAACGUGUUUCAGCAGAUGCAGACAUGGUUUGCCCAGAAGGACUAGCUUUAAUACCUUGUGAUGUUCUAAGAGGUUCAGGUUUUCUUGAUGUUACCAUUUAAGCUACCAUGGGUGCAUUUUGUAUGUGCUUUGAAGCACAGCCUACCAUUUCUAGAGACUCCUGGUAGUGUGAAGAUAUCAGUAAUAAAGAAAAAAACAAGCGGCAGUUCAAGUCAGGCCAGUGUAAAAUCCUGAAAAGCUAUUGCAUCCAGCAUUUAUACAUGUGCCAGAAAUCACGUUGGAAUUUUAUAUCAGUAAAAAAAAGGAUCAAAGGUCACAAAGUAUCAUGCGUGGAUGCAAUACAGAGUCCAAGAUAUUAUUACUUUAUUUUUCUACUGCAGACUGUCCAGCUUUUCUAAAUUUGUUUUUGGUAGCAUUGUUACAUGUGUCCUGUGGUGUUAUUUUUGCAUUUUUACUAUUGUCUUUAGGGCGAUUUGUAUUUUUUGAACCUUAAAAUUUUAGUUUCCUUUUUGUCUUACUUUCCUUUCAGACUGCAAAACCAAUGCUUUUGUUUAAGAAUAGUUCUAUAGUCUUGUCUCAUAUGCUUUCAUGUACUAAACCAAUGCACUCCAAGAUAAUGGGACUCCAGUGCAUUCUGAAUAUAUGGCAAGUUAGAUGAGCCGAUAUAUAGUUAUAUUUCCUUUGAGGAAGGCUUAGCUAUGAGGAAGAUGGUUCGUAGACGGAAAUAAUACUAGAAUACAAGAAUACAUCUCAAAAGUCAACAUUCUGUACAAGCAUACGUUGGCCAGAGUAUUGGGUUGUCCAGUUGCUUUAUUUGAUAGUCAAGCAAAAAACAAAACCUUGCCAAACUAAGCCAGCAACGUACAUUUUCAAAAUGUUUUACUGCCACUUUGUAUCUUCUUUUCAGAUAAAAUGAUAAAUAGAGAUAAAUCACAACUAAUAAAUACAAAUGGGACAGGGCCGAGUUUGAACCAAAUGUGAUAUCAUGAAAUGCUAUUAGUGAUUGUACAUAGGACUGCAGGUAAUCCUAUGCAGAAAGGUAUCACAAUGCACAAACAAUGCAGCCUGAAAGGUCAACCCCAUAGUCGGCUCUGCUACAUCUGUGCAGUAAUGUGUUUUCCAGUACAUCAGCGACACCAGAGCACAAGGGAAGGUGCCGCUUGUUGCACUUAGGAGCGUCUACUCUGCUAAAGAAGUCUAAAGAGCCUUACUGCUGCGGGAACUGUACACCUUGUACAAAAAUACAUCUGGAUAAAUAGGUAAUGGAAAAAUGAUUACUACACUGAAACCACAGCUUGCUCUCGCAUUACACCCCAGGUUGAAGCCUAGUCUGCUCCUCAGGAUUACAUAAGUGACCCUCAUGGAUUAGGAACAUACAUAAACUAAGAGUGCUGGAUGUGUGGUGCAUAGAUACCCAUUCCACAGGGCAUUAGUAUGAUUCAAAUCUUGAAACUAUUGUUAAAUGUAAGUUUUACACCGCCAGACCUCUUUAGAAAUGUUACAGUGCUUUCCUGAGUAUUGUUCCAUGGUAUUAUAGAUAAAAACACAAUAGUCACUGGAAAAAUUCAUGUUGAAUUAACUAUCCCUGCUCUCCCCCAUACUGCUAGCAUUUAAGGAGACAUGCCACUAAAUCCCUAGAACAGAGAAAGCUGCUUUGAAUUGGUAUAUUGGAAUAGUACUACAACUUCCUAAGAAUGUGACAAUGAGAAGCAAUUGUUGCAUGAACAGUUCUGUUGUAGUGCUUGUUCUGUUGAUAAGCCUUCCCAAAUUUACAUAGAGUGCUAGAACAAGCUUAUCGUACGUACGUAUCAAUGCAAUUUUUGUGGUUUUUACCUCAGUCUAUGCAAGAAGCAUUAUUCCUGCACCUUCUGUGUUACACAAAGUGUGAUAUAUUUUUUGUAUUUUUUUUUUUCAACACUGCCUUACCAGAUGGCACUGAUGUUCAAGAAAAUGUCAGGAUACAAUAAGUGACAAAUGCUAAGAAGUUGAAGCUUGUGUUUACUAGCGUAUAUUAUGUCAUGGGUAUAGUGCCAAGUUAGUAUUAUCACCACCAUACUGAUUGACUGUACCGAAUUAUUGCAACAUUCUGCACAUAUACAUUUGUUCAUGUCUGUGGAGGAUAUGUAUAUACGUCAUCGGUGCCUGUGGUUUGCAUUAUCUGGAAUAUCCAGCCAAUUCCUGGUGAGAAUAGGACUCAGGUCUAACAGAUUGGGCAAGUUUCUUCAUCUUUUUCUUAAAAAAUAAAAAAUAUAACCAUUUAUAGUGGGUAACAGUUCAAAGAUUCACAUUUAUUUUGCUCAUUUUGUGAAUUAACUUGUUCUGCAGAAAUAAUGUGCCACCAAGUUAUCUUCCUUCUGGUUGGCUCAUAAAUGCCAUGAUCUUUACACGUGUAUGCAUAUUUGUGUAUCUCCUGAUCAGAAACAUUUCUCCCAUGUGAUGUGAUAUAUUACUUACAUUGGGGAGAAUAAAUAAACACUGUGGAAACAAACUGUCUGGUUCUGCCCAUAACAACCAAUCACAGCUCAGCUUUCAUAUCUUAACAAUCGUUGUUAAAAUAAAUCCCUGAGCUGUGAUUGGUUGCUGUGGGCAGAACCAGACAGUUUUCAGUUUUUAUUUAUUCACCCCCUCAUUGUGUUUCAUUUUUUUGGUCCUUCAUUCCAAGCACUUUAAGCUGUUUUUAAUGGGAUCUAUUUUUUGCACUGGAAUACCCAUUAACAUUGCAAAAAAAUAAAAAAUAAAAAAAAAUUGUUUUACAAUAUUAGUUUAAGUUAAAUCCUUACAUUGGAAUUUCCUUGACUGAAAAAUAUUUGUAUUGUUAUUAACUGUUUAAGUAUUAAAGUAUAGACUUUAGAUCUUUGUUAAUUGCCUUGUAUUAUGUCACGUAAAGUAAAAUAAAAAAGUGACAUCUAAGUUG